Messenger RNA from Aedes aegypti (yellow fever mosquito), 1871 nucleotides. It is a transcript of the gene Tmx3, whose product is annotated as protein disulfide-isomerase TMX3. Gene Ontology annotation, cellular component: endoplasmic reticulum. Gene Ontology annotation, biological process: peptidyl-cysteine oxidation. The transcript has 4 exons. Lineage: Eukaryota; Metazoa; Arthropoda; Insecta; Diptera; Culicidae. Gene Ontology annotation, molecular function: protein disulfide isomerase activity. Bases 220 to 1515 code for a protein of 431 amino acids. The record is from RefSeq and is a predicted model, not a curated record.
CUGGAUCUCACUGUUUGACAUCUUCCAUUCAUUGCAGCUUUCAUUCUACAGAAGCAAAGCGUUUAUAUUCUGACAAUAGUUUUGCCUCGGAAAAAUUGCAAGAAUUGCAUUCUGGGUGUUUGAUCCGAAGUUUUUUCCAUUGAAUCUUUUUUGGGCGAGGCAUUGGCCAUGUCAGCUUGAAUAUCUCAUUGAAAUCUCAUUGUCGAAACCGAUCUCAGGAUGUUUUUAUAUCAAUUAAAAUGUUUGAUUUUUCUGGUGCUAGUCGUGUUAGGUGCUAGUUCAGCAGUGGACGGUUCUCGGGUGUUGGAACUAAGCGACCGCUUUCUGGAUGUCCGAAACGAGGGCCAGUGGUUUGUGAUGUUCUAUGCUCCUUGGUGCGCCCACUGCAAGAAACUGGAACCGGUGUGGGCUCACGUCGCGCAAGCUCUCUUCAAUACGAAUAUCCGAGUUGGGAGGGUGGAUUGCACUCGGUUCACUGCCGUGGCCCAGGCCUUCAAAGUCAAUGCCUAUCCAACGAUUUUAUUCAUAAAAGGUCCUUACGAUUACGCCUAUAACGGUGAUCGAACAAAAGAUGAACUGAUACACUUCGUGAAUAGAUUAUCUGGACCACCAGUUCAGCAGGUCACCCGACCGGACAGUAUCGACAUUCUGAAAUCCAACAAUCCCAUAUUCUUCACCUAUGUCGGCAAACAAGAUGGAAUUCUAUGGGAUAUUUUCUACAGUGCAGCGGAAGUCUAUCAACCGCAUAGUUAUUUCUACGCAACUUCAGUGGAGAUAGCCAAGAGACAUUUCGACAUCGAUACCGUACCAGCGGCCUUAGUCUACAAAGAACGAAGUCACUUCUACUUCCCAUACUCGGACAACUUCGAGUUGAUCGAACCUGUUCACCUGAACGAAUCCCUGUUCAGAUGGGUCAAUGAAGAGCGGUUCCCGACAUUCCCGAAGGUUACCCGGAGCAAUAUACACCACAUCCUACAAACCAAGAAGUACCUCGUGCUGGCCGUGGUGGAAGAGAACAAGCUGAGCGAGAUUGCCGCCCAUGAGCAGGAGUUCCGCGAUAUGGUGGAGAUAUUCGUCCACAAGAACAAACACAAGUAUCACAGUCGCUUCCAGUUCGGUUGGGUGGGAACGCCUGAUCUGGCACAUUCCAUAGCCAUGGAUAAACUGGCCACGCCGCAUUUGAUAGUGCUGAAUGCUAGCACCAACGAGCACCACAUACCGGAGGAUGAUCCUCUGCAGCUGACCCCGGAGGCAAUCGAGCUGUUCUUGGAUAGUAUUCAUAACCAGACGGCUCCGGCCUUCGGCGGAAACUCGCUUCCGGUGCGGAUCUAUCGGGCCUGGUUCGAAGCCAAGCACUCGCUGUACGAGAUGUGGAUGGGCAAUCCGGUGCUGACCUCGGUCCUGUUCGGCCUUCCCUUGGGCUUCCUCUCGUUGAUACUGUACUCGAUCUGCUGUGCGGACAUCCUGGACGCCGAGGAAGAAGAGGAGGAACCCAAACACGAAAAGAAGGAGUAAGCUGUUCCGGGACUCGGUGCCAUCGUUGCUUUGGAGCGCAGUAUUGGUAGUGACAUGAGCAUAGUAACUACCAUUCCUAACAUAUGGAAAAACUGUCCUUUUCUAGUCAUUUUGAUCAGUAAACGAUGAAUCUUUCUACUUCCAUCAUGGCAACGAAGUGAACGUUGGACUUGUGGGAAGCUUUUGUAGGAACCGCAUUUUAAAGGAAAUGUACGCAUUCCCUAGAAGAAGGUUUGAGUCUUAAUUAGUUUGUUGUAGCCAACGAAGAAAAGUGCGUGUUUUGUGUCUCAUUGUGGUAGAAUAUAAGGUUAACGGAACAUACCAUAACUUAUAAUAAGAAAACUGUUUCAAUUUUA